This is a messenger RNA of Schistosoma mattheei, 3619 nucleotides long. NCBI's taxonomy places the organism in Eukaryota, Metazoa, Platyhelminthes, Trematoda, Strigeidida, Schistosomatidae. The record is from the annotation of a GenBank genome assembly.
AUCUUCGCUACUUUGGCUUUAUGGAUUACUAGGAGGGGCUUUCCACUUUGUUACGUCGAAUGAACUUGAAAAAAUGAAGUGUAUUGGAAGUAACUUGAUAAAUGUAAAGGUAAAUUACGUGAUAAUUCUAUACUACAUGUCUUGUUACUUACAACUACUAUUACUAUUGCAUUCUAUUUAUCUACGAAAUGUUUUCUCAAUACAUUAUUUACAUCAUUCUACGGUGGCUUAUUUAAACGUGUUGUAAUCAUAGUUUUACUUUCAGACAAACGUAGAUAUGGAAAAUAUUGUACUUACUUUGGGAACACUAAGUUCCGUGUGUUGUAUCAACCAAGAAGGUGUUAUAAGUCAGUCGUUGCCAACUCCAGAGAAAAUGUUUUUCUUUCACAGACGCCACCACAAUCAUCACCAUCAGGAGAGUUUUGGUACAAACAGGUCUCGAAAUGUCUAUAAAUCAAACUCAAAAGCGGAAGAACGUUUGGAUCAUCAAAAUUCUAAAUCAGGCCAACUGAACACGCCUGGUUUUCCGCGCACAAAAAAACAAUGUGUUGGACUUAAUCAAGGAGAACUUUGCGAGACUCAAAGUCCCAUCCAAAAUCAGCUACCCACUAACUGUGAUUCUAAUGAUACACCUGGUUUUCAACGAAGUGCUGUGUUUCCACUGAGCAGUUGUAUUGCACCGGUAGUUCUAGACUUACGAACCGAUUUUUAUCGACCCUUUUUAUCGCAUUUCGAAAGGCCGCGCUGGGAUCGUUUCCUUUCAUCGCUUAAACCAAUCGGUUUAUCGAUUCUUCUCAACAAUUGUCACUCUGCUAUUGCGAAACAGAGAAUUGGCUUUUUUGAAAAAGUAAAUGCAACUCAAAAAUAUUUCGAUUCUUCGUCAUGUAUUACUGCACUGCCGCUUACUUUCUGUCUGUGUGGUCUUGCAAGCCAGAUAGGAUUUCGUGAUGGUGCCCUAAGUGGUUUUGGCACUCAUGGAUGCUUGGGUGCUUAUUCUAUUUGCUCAGCCGCAUAUACUUCUAAUUCUAACGCUACUGAUGUGAAAAGUAAAUUAUCUUCCGAAGAAAUCCUCCCGACAAAAGAAAAUACAAAUUAUGACCGAAUUCAUUUGGCUUAUUGCUUUAGCUCUGUCUUCUCUGAUCCAAAUAUCCAAAGUGGUUAUCAACUGCUCUCUCAAGGUACUGGUGAUAUUCUUGCUAGCUUGUGUUCUGAUGUUUGGGAUGGGCGGGAUAUUGUACCACUGUCAGAUAGAGAACGUGAACUAAUCUUGGGGUUCCACAAUCGUCAUCUGUCGUCUGCAUACUGUAUUGGAUUCGCUUAUUCUCCGUUGGUUGAUAAAAUUGAGGAAUCUUAUCGACUGUUGUUGGGUAAUCUCUCUAGUUCGUCAGAUAUCUUCAUGCUUCGUUUACCAGGAUCUGAUGAUAUUUCACCAGUAAUACAGCGAAAGCGAUCGGAAAAAGAAGGGUGUGAUAAAACGGAAGGAACGUAUUCAAAUGAUAAACUUCUAAAACAUUCACCGUCUAAGAGAAGUGAUAGAUUUUCUAGAAAACAUCGAAUUAACCAUAAUCGAAUAAGUAGUAAUUUUGGUGAGUAUGAUAGUAACUGUUUGGUUUUGAAUGAAUUUCCAAAUGCUAAUUUUGUUUCGGAAACUGAUCAUUGCAAAAGUAACGCUGAUAACUUGGAUCAUGAUAAGAAGAGUAAUGUACGUACUGAUCAGAAAGAAGUGGACGUUAUACUGAAUAAUCAAAUAUUCUUAGGUCUAAUAAGUAUGCAGUAUCAGGCAAAUCCUCAAGUUGUAAAGUCCAUUAAACAACUUCAUCAAGCUUGUAUACGAUUUGUACAUUUUUCUCGAGAAAAUGAACUUCGAAGUAGAGUGUUCGCUGAACGUUUGGGGUUAGAAUGUGGUUGGAAUUGUCAUAUAUCGCUUAGGAGUCCUAAUUCUGUUAGUAAUCGCAAAUCCGUUGGUCUGCCUAAAGAAUUCCGUAAAAGCUAUAAAUUUUCAUUCGGAACUGAUUUGUUCGUCACUGAAGGAAAAUACUUUGUUGGUUCCCAUCAGACUAAGCGAUGGUCAAGUUCUCCGGCACUAGCAACGUCAUAUCCUUCAAAAUUCGGGUCCACAUCUGAUCCACAGUUCUUUCAAUCUACUCCAUUUCCUGAGUAUUGUGAAGCAAACUGUUUGAAAUCAAUCUCUCCAUGUUUGAAUUCCCGACAAAUUGACUCUGACUUUGAAUCUUCAUGCUCUCAUAAUUUCGCUCAUGCUGUGUCUACCAGUUACCUUCAGCAGAUUCGUUCAAACGAAAUAGGUCCAAAGGAAUCAUUCGGUUCAUAUCACUUGUCCUCGUCAAGUAAUUCAACUAGUUCUGUAUCGCUCUCAGUAGAUGAACAAAGUGAUAAUUCUGAAGAAAUAAAAUUGUCGGAAUUGUUGGUCAGGAACAAGUCCCGACUUCCAUGUGGAAUCGAUAACAUACGCCCACAUUUAGAAAAUGUCGAUAACGUUCCAUUACAAGUAUCAUUGUUUACUGAUUGUACACCUAAAGCUGUUAGCGAAAUGAUUCAAAUAAUGAAAGAAUAUGGGGAUACUGUUUGCUUAAUUGGAAGCUGUUAUUCAUUAACCAACUAUGUAUUGUUUCAACAAAGUGAUGUAGCUAUUGCUGUGAAACCUAUUCUACCCUACUCGAAUUGUCAAUUUGCAAAUACCAAGUACAUUGUCUCGAAUCAAUCUGUUGAUCUGUUAACAAGUGAUCUCCAGUCAGAAGAGUUUAGUUGUUCGAAAAAAAACCCGACUUCUACACAUCAGGAAGGUGAUACUACAAAUUUUAAUACAUUCGACAUUGCUGCACAUCUUGUACGCUUAGUUACACCUUGUCUUUUGGAUAUAGAGAAAACAGGAUUUCAUGUUUACGAUCUUAUUGUUGAGGCUCACGCCAGUGUUAAUAACCUCUAUCAUUGUUUGGUGUUCAGUUCAACAACUCCGUUAGCAGUUGGUUUACUACAAUUACUACUAUUAAUAAUCGGGUUACCUACACGACCUGUUGUUUUGCUAGAUGUGCGAUCAAAUCUUCAACAAGGCGAAUUAAUUUGGCUGCCUGUGGAACCAUUUCGAUCAGUUAUUUUUGGUUCAAGUGAAAUUUUUGGUAAUUUAAGCAAAACUGAUAAGCACACUAACAUUAAUUUGUUACAUUACAGUUCGGAUUGGAAUUUAGAACCAAGUCUUAGCAUUGGUCAAUUAUUUUGGCUACUUUUCAUUGUCAUUCCAUCUUUAACAUUAUCUUUAAUUGAUAGGCGAGUGGAAAGAAACCAACCGUUACGUGAGCCACCGAUUAAGCGUAAUAAACUAUUUACUAAGAAGAGAUGCUUACGCUUUACUUUAGUGACUUGUUCUCGUUUCAUACCGUCACUGUUAAUUUGUCUAUUUUGCGAAAUUGGUCAUCUUUUAUGGGCUCAACAGCUUGAAGAUUGUCACCAAUCAUUUCACAGUAUUUAUACAAAUAAGUUUAAUGGAACAAAUACCCUAAUUAACGAUUCCAAGUCAUAUACUAAAACACUAUCAUCAUCUUAUGCCCUUCAAGAAUCAUGUCUAUCCAAAUUGUCUAUAUUGAUAUACAGUUUAAAGGAUUAA